AUGAUAGCUAAAGAUCAGCAUAACACCGUGAUCUUCAAUGCUUCAAAGAAAGAACUGUUCACUACUAGUAGCGGAUACAAGUCACUGCAGAAGAAACUAAAUGCACAAUGGAAAAUUCAAAGUAUGAAGGAGGACUUGGCACUGGAUCGGCUGAAGGGAGUUCGAUUGUGGAUUACUGCCGGUCCGAGGGAGAAGUUCACAGCCUCAGAGAUGGAAAUACUCAAGCAAUACCUCGAUAAAGGAGGAAACGUACUUGUGAUGCUUGGUGAAGGAGGAGAAUCUAAGUUUGACACUAAUAUUAACUUUCUGCUUGAAGAUCUGGGUAUAAUGGUCAAUAGUGAUGCAGUUGUGAGGAACACAUAUUAUAAAUACUUCCAUCCAAAGGAGGCACUUGUAUCCAAUGGUGUCUUGAAUAGAGAAAUCAGCCGAGCUGCUGGAAAAGCAGUGACGGGAAUUAUGGAAGAAGAAAAUGCAGGGAAUAAUGCACAAGCUCUAACAUUUGUCUAUCCAUUUGGUGCAACCCUGAGUGUAAUGAAACCUGCCAUCGCUGUUCUCUCAACUGGAUCGUUCUGUUCCCCCCUUAACAGACCGGUGUUAGCGUUUUACCAAGGAAAGGAGGCUGGCAAACUAGCGGUAAUGGGUUCUUGCCUCAUGUUUAGUGACCAGUACAUUGACAAGGAGGAAAAUAGUAAAAUCCUGGAUGUUAUACUGCAGUGGUUUAUGACUGAUGGGAUCCAUCUUAAUCAGAUUGAUGCAGAAAAUCCAGAGAUCACAGAUUACACCCUGUUGCCAGACACUGGAAGCUUGUCUGAGCAACUGCGAGUCUCUUUACAAGAGGGUGACGAAAAUCCCAGGGACUUCACUUCACUCUACGAUGUGUCUCUGUUCAACAUGUCCACCGACUCUUUGCCCCACGUUAUUAGUGCCUACAAACAGCUUAAUGUUAAAUCCGAGCCUCUUCAGUUGAUCACUCCACAGUUUGAGACUCCCUUACCUCAGCUCCAGCCGGCUGUCUUUCCAGCUUCUAUCAGUGAGUUACCUCCACCAAUGCUUGAUCUUUUUGAUCUGGAUGAAUCAUUCUCAUCUGAAAAAGUACGCCUUGCACAACUCACCAACACCUGUACAGAAGAUGAUCUUGAGUUUUAUGUGAGAAAAUGUGGAGAGAUUUUGGGGGUAACUGCAAAGUUGGAUAAAGAGAAGAGAGAUGCUAAGCACAUCUUGGAACAUGUAUUUUUCAAAGUUAUUGAAUUCAGAAAAUUGAAUCAGGAACAAGAUAUUGAACCAGAGGUGCCUUUCAAUCCAUUAUAA
Messenger RNA from Knipowitschia caucasica, 1308 nucleotides. Lineage: Eukaryota; Metazoa; Chordata; Actinopteri; Gobiiformes; Gobiidae. The record is from the annotation of a GenBank genome assembly.